AUGCUCCAUCCUAUUCUUUUGGAUUUCAGGCGCAAGACGGGACGCUGCAUACGCCUACAGAGGGAGAAAGAGAUCGUUUCUGUGGACUCUGAGACAGGUGGCACAGAGGAAUUUGUUGUGAUGGAUCUCAUUUCGGUGACGAAAGAUAGGUUUGUCCUCGUCAUAGAGGCAAAGAAAGCUUCUCUUGGAAAAGCGAUAAAGCAGUGUUUGCUGGCAAUGAAAGAUAUGAAGGACAACAAUAGUUAUGGUAGCGGCAAUGGUGAUGGUGGCGGCGGUGGUGAUGGCGGCGGCGAGGUCUACGGAUUUGUUACAACAGGAGAAAGGUGGCGAAUGGUCAGAUACGAUGGUAGAUCUUUUGAGCUGACAGAGAAUAUGGACGUAUUAUUCGAUACAAUGGGCGAAGAUAAAGAGAGAUGGAUGAGGGACUAUUCCGCUCUGGUGGACUGUAUGGACGUCGCGUUGAGCAAUGGGUGCAGUGUACGGAAAGAUGUGGUCAACUAA
Messenger RNA from Morchella importuna, 501 nucleotides. RefSeq lists its product as uncharacterized. Lineage: Eukaryota; Fungi; Ascomycota; Pezizomycetes; Pezizales; Morchellaceae. Bases 1 to 501 code for a protein of 166 amino acids. The transcript has a single exon. The record is from RefSeq and is a predicted model, not a curated record.